UAUUUCCAUAAUGGCGACCCCUAUGAUGGAAGAACUUUCUAAGUCUUCCGUGUUGGACCCACUGAAGGGUCUCCUACUCACCUAUUUCAUGCCAGAAUCGUGUUACGACGAGUUUUUCCUAAAUUUUAACUUUCUGGAUGUACCAUGUCUGAAGAUUGUGCUGAGCAAAGGUCUGGGCAUCGGAAUCAUCCUGGGGUCUGUGAUGGUAAAGCUGCCCCAGAUCCUGAAGCUGAUGGGGGCUAAGAGUGCCGAGGGUCUGAGCUUCAACUCUGUCCUGCUAGAGCUGCUGGCUAUCACAGGAACCAUGACCUACUGCAUCGCUAACAGCUUCCCCUUCAGUGCCUGGGGUGAGGCCCUCUUCCUCAUGUUACAGACUGUAGCCAUUGGGUUCCUCAUCAUGCACUAUGGAGGCAACACAGUCAAAGGUGUCCUGUUCCUGGGGGUGUAUUUUGGCCUGGUGGCUCUGCUGCUCUCCCCCGUCACCCCCAUGUCUGUGGUCAUGGCCAUGCAGGCCUCCAACAUGCCAGCUAUCAUCAUCGGCAGGCUGAUCCAGGUAGUGACUAACUAUGGGAACGGACACACAGGACAGCUGUCUGCCAUCACUGUGUUUCUGCUGUUCGCUGGCUCCCUGGCUCGUAUAUUCACCUCAAUACAGGAAACAGGUGACUCCCUGAUGGCCCUGACCUAUGUCAUAUCCUCUUCCUGUAACGGCCUCAUUGCUGCCCAGCUCCUGUACUACUGGAACAGCAGCUCCACACUGAAGAAGAAGAUGGAGUAGACUGGACACUAAGGCAGUCUGUAAUGGGAACCUAGUUUUGAAGUAGCGCACUAUAUAAAGACUAGGGUGCCAUUCAAGAUGCAGACAAUGACAGAGAGAUUAUAUAGACAAGUGUGUAUGGAUCUAAAAUGGCACCCUAUACCUAUGUAGUUCACUACUGUUGACAGGACUAUUGGCUCUUGUCGAAAGUAACACCCCAUUCCCUAUAUAGUGCACUACUUUGGACUCUACUAGUGCACUAUAUAUGGGGUGUCAUUUACCCAAUACGAAGACUCUGCAGUCCCCUACUAUAGCCUAGCCGUGGACCAAAUCAACUUCUAUUCCCACUACCCAAACCAAGCUUUUACCCAGUUAGAAGUUAGAAUUGUUCACAGAGAAAUCUCCUAGGUUUUGUAUCAGUGUUUUAGCUCAGGGAAGGAAGUCGUAAUCCUCUUGUUAGUCCAUCUUAAACACGGAUUCUACUAGAUGGAAGUGCCGACACACUCAAUGCAAUCUGAUUAUACCUCCCCAACAAUGCAUUCCACUGUUCCAGUUAUAUUACAUGGGUUGUUCUCGGAACAGACUCUAGAAUGAGAACAUUCUAGAACACAACCAGGAAGUUGGCCAAUAGCUGUAAUCAAGGGGUCAAGCAAUAGAGAGGUACACUGUGAAAUUCUGUCAGUAUGUGUGAGGAAAAUGUUAGAUUUUCUUUAGAAAGGUUAGGUAGUUUGCGCUUUGUGGCUUGAGUGCGAGCAAAGAGGUCUUGGCUGAAGUUGUCCCUAGACGCCUAUCUUAGGCCAGUUCCCUCAGGGGGACGUCAGCAAGCGAUCAAAAGAACUGUACUGAACCAAACGGUUAUUAGUCCAAAAUGCAGUUGCACCUUUUCCGUUUUUUCUGUUUGUUUCUUUGUCAGUAGGAUCAGUAGUUAAAUAAUUCAAAUUUGAUUCAGAUUAAAACUGGGAGCAGAAAUGUGGGAGUGUUGUAGUGUGAUGUUGAAGUCCAACUUCUCUGUAUAGUUUCAGUUUACCUGUUGAGAUUGAACUUCUGAUCAUGUUAUGGUGCUGCUUGCGGGGUGCAUGCCAGUGCUACGGUUCUGAAGAUGGUAAGAAAGUUGAUUUUAAAUGUGAACAUUUAAUAAAAUAUGUUUUGUUUUUGUUGGGA
Salmo salar (Atlantic salmon) is the source of this 1918-nucleotide messenger RNA. RefSeq names its product mannose-P-dolichol utilization defect 1 protein-like. The record is from RefSeq and is a predicted model, not a curated record. Lineage: Eukaryota; Metazoa; Chordata; Actinopteri; Salmoniformes; Salmonidae. Gene Ontology annotation, biological process: oligosaccharide biosynthetic process.